Xyrichtys novacula (pearly razorfish) is the source of this 3850-nucleotide messenger RNA. Lineage: Eukaryota; Metazoa; Chordata; Actinopteri; Labriformes; Labridae. The record is from the annotation of a GenBank genome assembly.
AUGCUGCUCAGGCUAUUUCUGCUCGCUGUCCUCAUCUCACCAGGUAGGGUAACCUCCAGUUUGAUAUCCUGCAGAUUUAAAGGUCACAGGUCAGAAACACUUGUGUGUCUUUUGAAAGAUUAUCAGAGGUAAACUGUGUCAUGACAUCAGGGGGAAAAGGGACAUGGGUGGGCAUCUGUGGAUUGCAUCAGUUUUAGGGUUCCUAAAGCCAUUUGAGGUUAAAACUGAAAUGAUUGCUUCCUCUCUGAAAAAGUCAAAUAUUAUUUGCUUUAAAAUGACAAAUGUGAAUAUAAACAGACUAGUUAACUUCACUGGAGUAAAAACUUUGAGAUCAAGUUUUUCUGGUAGAGGCUUAUUUCAGAACUUAAAAGUGUACAGACCUGCUUCUGACUAAACAAGAGUAAAUUGAAGGAUUACAACAUUGUUUCUGUUUGUUCUCUCUUUUUGAAGUAAAGAUAGCACAAAAACUCCUGGAGUUUCAUUUUCACUUCAAUGUAUGCUGCUGUGAAGAAGCUCCACUCCAUCUAUCAUAUUUAAUAACCAGCUUUUUUCACAUGUGUGGGCAUCAACCCCCAUUGUUUCUUCACCAUCUGUUUGAAAGGUUUUAUGCUGUGAACGUCUAAUCAGAGCAAAGUUUAUACAAGGAUUAGGGAUAACCUAGUAUAACCAUUAGUGGUUUUAACAACAGUCAUCAUAUCCACUUUAUUGUUGUCUUUGUGAUUUUUUUUUGUCCCUCUUUUACUUUUAUCAUUCCAAUCAAUUUGCAUACAGCACGUACGUGUGCUCACAGAAAUGGGAAAUAGCUGAGCUAAACAAUGAACCCUGACUGGGAGGGACAGUAUUCAGCUCCUUUUAAUACUCACAUGUCUUUAUAAUUAAAGGAGCAAGCCUAACAAGUUUGGACAUGCCACUUUGGGGAGUAGCUGUCCUUCUAUUCUUAGGGUUAUUCUUCUAUGACUCUACAGUGUCCUCAUAAACGUGACUUUGAACCUGUAAUUUUCUUCCUCCAUAAUGACACUGAAAAUCUUGUCAAUCUCAGCCUGAUGGGGUUUCAGCAUUUGACAACUAAAUUCAGGGCAUUGUUUGUUUUUAAUACUGAUGUAGGUAAUAAAGAGGAUGAUUUUGAUUCCAAGUACUUAGUCUUUAGGAGAAGUCACGACUCAGAGGGAAACUUUUAAGCGAAAUCACACCUCAAGGCAGCAAAACUAUGAGUGCAAAGCAAUCCAGUCAGUUCUGUUUGGUUAUGAUUUUGAGUAGAAAAUGUCAAAUCACUACCUCGAGUCAACGCUAACACCCUGUUCUAAACAGUGUGAAUAAAGAAUGAAGAGGACACAUAAACACAAAACAGAUAAGUUAUUCCUUGACUUGUAUUAUCAGAUAUGAGAACGUGGAUCUAACGACCCAAAACCAACCAAACAGCUGUGAGAAAUAUUCACGUCAGUGUCCUGUGGAGUUUCACUUUUUUUAAGUUGCCAUUCAAAAAGAUGUGUAGCUCUUUAAGACAUGCAUUUGCAUGGACUGCAAUUAUUUUUAUUUAACAUCUGAGUAAAAAUCACUUCUGUGUUUUGCUUUCUUCCUCAUGGCUGCAGUGCUGUCACUGGAUUGCUAUGUGUGCAGUUCUUCUGCCACCAAUGACGAAUGCAACCAGAACACUCAGGAGUGUCAGGCGCCUCUGGAUACAUGCAUGACCACCAUCGAUAUUUUAGGUAAAGAUGAAAAUAUUCUGAUUUGAACCUCAGAUGUACUUCUAAAGAGCUUGGACAGAAGUUUAUCUUGUCAGAUUUAACUCUGUGCAUCCACUAAAAAUGUGUGAACCCAGAGAAAUUCAGUCAAACUCACCCAAACAUCCUACUGUCUGUGUCCAUGUGUGAUGGUUGUCCAGGUGCUACCACAGCCAUUGUGAAGCAGUGUGCCAGCCUGGCCACGUGCACAGGAGCCUCCAGCUCUGCCACUGUUGACUCCAACGGGAACGGGAACAUUGUCAACUGCUGCAACAGUUUUAAUUUGUGUAACUUCAGUGGAGCCGAGUCCAUUCACAUUCACUCUGUGCUGCUGCUGCUGACUGCAGGUGUGUUAUUCCUGUUGUCACGCUGAUGUCAGAAGAAAACAUCCUGAUGCUGUCUAAAAAUGUAAAAACUGCUGCUUUUUAAAGGAACACUGUGUGAUGGGAUAUCUUUCUGUAUGGACUGUAUCAUUAUGUGAUCUUAUUUAAUAAAAUGUAUGUAAAGACUGUUCUGUAAUUCUGCUGGACACAGAGCCUACUUGUUAUAUUAUAUACACACCAAAUUUAAAAUAUUGACACUGACAUCCUUUAGGUUGUUAUAUGUGAAUGUUGGUUAUAGUUUAUUACAGUAAAAAUCUUCCUUUUUUGUAACUCAAAGCUCUUCGGCUGAUUAGCUCUGUGCAAGUCUUUUGAAUGGUUUGAAGAAAAUACUGUUUUGUGGCUCACAGAUAAAAAAAUCACGGAACACUUUAUUUGACGUCUAUCUCUAUAAAGCAUUGUAAAUAUAUGUAUAAUGCAUUAUAAUCACAUUAAAGCACUAUAUAACUAGUUAUAAGCACUCAUAAAUUAUCAUAAUGCUUUACAACAAUAGUUAUAAGCACAUUAUAAAGCAUUUUAUCAUGACUUUCAAGGUCAGGUAUUAUAAUGUGUUAUAACUGUUAACAACAGUUGUAUUGCAUUAUCUAUGUGGGCAUUGUCAGUGAGUUGUUAAUAGUUGUAACACAUUAUAAUACCUGACCUUGUAAGUCAUGAUAAAAUGCUUUAUAAUGUGCUUAUAACUAUAAUUAUACAGUGCUAUAAUGUGAUUAUAACACAUUAUACAUAUAUUUACAAUUCUUUAUAGAGAUAGGCAUCAAAUAAAGUGUUACCAAAAAUCAACAUAAGACAAGAAAUGCAGGAUAUAAAGUGCUAAUACAACUAUAAUCAUGGUUAAGAAGAUCGUUAGUCUGAUUCCCAUUUCGUCAUUAUUUUAUUUCAUUGGUUUUUCCUCCUAUUUGACAAGAUGGCUGACUUAGCCCAGAAGACAAAAUAAAAACCAGUGUUUACUAGUACGAGAUCUGUACAAUUCACCAGUGAUACACACCAGUAUAGCUUAACAAUUUACCAACAUGAGCAGAUUUACGCAACAACAAGAUGAUAAAAUAGAUUGUUUUGUGUUUUUUGUUGAAGAUUUUUUAUCCCUGUACAACCCAGAUAGUUGAUAGAAUCAUUGCUGGCUAAACAUGGACAUCAAUCUGGGUUCAAAAGGGUUAAAAAAGGAUCAAUUGUUUUAGAUUUUGGUGCUGUGCAAAUAUGCUCUCUCCAUACCUGUAUGUCAUGCUAUACCGGUUCAGUCACCAGUAUAUUUUUAUAUAGCAGUAUGUCAAACUCCAUGUGGGGUCAGUGUUAACAAAGACACAAGUGAUUCGCUGUAUUUUCAGUUCCUUCUUCCAGUAAUGUGGCUCCACAUUUAAAGUGUUUCCCUGUUUUAGUGUGGGAAAUAUCUGGAAAGUUACACCUGACAGAUCCUGGAAUUCAAAGCACAAAGGUUCCAGUUAUGAGGUUUGUUCCUCGAUGGUUGAGGGGAAGGUUGACGGUGUUCUGUAGCUCCUAUCCCAAGAAGAACUAAGCAAUAUCUGUUAGUAGGGGAGAAGGAGGGGAGAGAGAAGAGGUAACACUUCUUACAGAAAUAUGUCUCAGAUAUGAUGUCCUCCUUCUCCUCCUGGGUGAAGACACUCAGACCCUUAAAUCCACCCUCUUUUCACUUUUUUCCUUUUGCUCAUCGCAGCCAAUGCUGGGACUGAUAACCAGAAGAGGAUGAAGCGUGUGACUGUUGAAAACAACACAAAAACACAUGGAGCCAGCUGA